AACCCGGAAACAGGCAAAGCUUUCAGUAAACACACGUGCGUUCGCAGAGGACUCAGAAUAACAGCUACAACAUGGAUUUCGUUGAGGUUCCCGUGUCUGAAGAUUUGCCCAGCUCUAAAGGUAAAGUUAAAAAACAAAAGAAGCAAAAGGAAAUUCGCGAGAAAGCGGCUGAAAAUGUGGAGACAGAACCGGAACCCGCAGAAGCUCCAGGCUGCUCGCUCCCUCCGACUUUCAGCCUGAAGGAGAUCAAGAAUAAACAGCGGAGACAUCUUAUGUUCAUGAAGCUCAAGCAAGAGAAAAGACAGCAAAAAUUGCAGUUGAGAAAGAAAAGAAAAAAGGAGAGAGAAGCCCUCGGUGAUAAGGCUCCGCCGAAAGAAGUUCCAAAGACGAUUGAAAACCAGAGAAUAUACGAUGAGACAACGGUAGACCCCGAGGAUGAGGAGGUGGCUUUUGACGAGGGGACAGAUGAGUUCUCAGCAUACUUCAACAAAUUGAUAAACCCUAAAGUUCUCAUCACCACCUCAGACAGACCAAGAGGGAGAACUGUCCGGUUUUGUGAGCAGCUAGCCACAGUCAUACCGAAUGCAUAUGUGUACUAUAGAAGAGGUCUUGCUCUGAAGAGGAUCAUUCCUCAGUGCAUAUCACGAGACUUCACCUACCUCAUUGUCAUCAAUGAGGACAGAAAAGUGCCGAACGGUAUGAUUCUCUGUCACCUUCCUGAAGGACCAACUGCACAUUUUAAAGUCAGCAGUGUUCGACUGCGAAAAGAGAUGAAGAGAAGAGGAAAGGACCCCACAGAACACUACCCAGAGGUCAUUCUGAAUAACUUCACCACCAGACUGGGCCACAGCAUCGGCCGAAUGUUUGCUGCGUUAUUUCCUCAGGAUCCGCAGUUUGUUGGUCGACAGGUUGCCACUUUCCACAACCAGCGAGACUUCAUCUUCUUCAGGUUUCACAGGUACAUCUUCAAAAAUGAGAAGAAAGUGGGUAUUCAGGAACUAGGGCCCCGAUUCACUCUUAAGCUGCGCUCUCUGCAGAAAGGGACAUUUGACUCCAAGUUUGGGGAGUAUGAAUGGGUUCACAAGCGCCAUGAAAUGGACACCAGCAGAAGAAAAUUCCAUCUCUGAAGACACAGAGGAAUAAACUGUCCCCGUGAUGAGAUGAUGAUAAUGAUGAUGAUCAUAUUUAAAGUACAACCAACUUGUUAUUGUUAAAAAUGCAUCUAUAUCAGUUUAUGCAAUUCUGAGAAUCAGUCCAGAUUGACUCGAUGAAUUAAAAGAAGGUUCUCCGAUUCAACAGCAAAAUGAGUCUCAGAUGUAUCUGGUCACUUGUGCAAACACUUACUGUCCACUUUAUUAGGAAGACUUUACGAAUUCAUUGUGACAUGAUACAUUAUCAUGUUCUAAGUAGCCAUUAGAAGAUAGUGGCACGUGGUCAGCAACAUAAACAGAAACAGCCUUUAUUUGUCACAUAUACAUUACAGCACAGUGAAAUUCUUUCUUCGCAUAUCCCAUCCUUGGAGGUUGGGGUCAGAGUGCAGGGUCAGCCAUGAUACGGCGCCCCUGGAGCAGAGAGGGUUAAUUACUCGCCUCCACCAGCCAGGGCUGUUGAAACAAAAAGGGUUGUGUCAUUGUUUUCAUGUUGUUGGUGCCAAAUUGUGACCCUAUGUUCCUAAGCAGAAAUCGAGAUUCAUCAGAUCGUCUGCAGAACUGUUUACUGGAUGUUUUUUCUUUUUUGCCUCGUAUUCUGAGUGAACUCUAAAGACUGUUGGGUGUGAAAAUUCAAGAAGAUCAGCAGUUAUGGAAAUAAUGAAACCAGUCCGCCUGGCACCAAUAAUCAUGCCUCUGUAAAAAUCACUGAGAUUCCUCUGACAUUCUGAUUAUUAAUGAUGUCCUGUAUCUUCUGCCAUCUGAGUUCAGCAUUGCACUGCUGCCAUCUGAUGGCUGAUUCGAUAAGUGCAUGAAUGAGUUCCUAAUAAAGUGUUUUUGUGAGUGUG
Molecule: messenger RNA, 1996 nt
Organism: Hemibagrus wyckioides
Lineage: Eukaryota; Metazoa; Chordata; Actinopteri; Siluriformes; Bagridae
Gene: rpf1
Product: ribosome production factor 1 homolog
Exons: 9
Coding region: 72-1127 (351 amino acids)
Biological process (GO): maturation of 5.8S rRNA; maturation of LSU-rRNA
Cellular component (GO): nucleolus; preribosome, large subunit precursor
Molecular function (GO): rRNA primary transcript binding
Source: RefSeq, a predicted model, not a curated record